Salvia miltiorrhiza (redroot sage) is the source of this 1030-nucleotide messenger RNA. RefSeq names its product probable carbohydrate esterase At4g34215. Lineage: Eukaryota; Viridiplantae; Streptophyta; Magnoliopsida; Lamiales; Lamiaceae. Bases 96 to 881 code for a protein of 261 amino acids. The transcript has 3 exons. The record is from RefSeq and is a predicted model, not a curated record.
AUCCCAAUGGCUUCUCAUUCCAAACCAUCCAAGGCACUCUGUAGAUAGAGGCCAAACAAAUAAAGCCUCUUUCAGAAUUUGGUUCCGGCCAAAAAAUGAAUUCCCUUAUUUGGCUAACGAUUUUGUGCUGCUCAUCAACGUUAGUGAGCAGCCAAAACCAACCCCAAAACAUAUUCAUUCUCGCCGGACAAAGCAAUAUGGCCGGACGCGGCGGGCCAGACGGCCUCGAGGCCAAAGACAUGGUGCCUCCGCCGCAAUGCAAUCCCAACCCGCGCAUCCUCCGGUUCAGCAAGGCGGGCGCGUGGGAGGAGGCACGUGACCCGCUCCACCGCGACAUCGACAUCGGCAAGAAAAACGGGGUGGGGCCCGGGAUGCCCUUCGCCAACACGCUCCUUGCCAAGGACCCUAGCAUCGGGGUGAUCGGGCUGGUCCCCUGCGCCAUCGGAGACACGGCGCUCAAGCGCUGGAGCCGCGGCGGCGACCUCUACGUCACCAUGAUGGAGCGGACUAGGGCCGCCCUCGCCGGCGGAGGAGUUCUAAGGGGUCUCAUGUGGUACCAAGGCGAGGCCGACAGCGGUAAAAUGGAGGAUGCCACCUCGUACAAGACCAGAUUCGAACAGUUUGUUGCCGACGUGCGAGCUGAGCUCCAGAUGCCUACGCUCCCUGUCGUGCAGGUGGCGAUAAAUGUGCAAUUACCAGACUAUGUGAACACAGUGAAGGCAUUAAGAGAAAGUCAGAAGACGGCGAACGUUAGCAACAUGAAAACUAUAGAUGCGUGGGGGCUGCCGACAGUAAGCGACAAAGUUCAUCUCACCGCUGAAUCUCAAGUGAAGCUGGGGCAGAUGAUGGCGGAUGCGUUCCUCCAAAUUGCGCCUCAGUGAAAAUACUUGCUUCGCCGCGUCCAUGGAUGGUUUGGAUAUCAAUAAUGUAUGGAGUCUUUUGGACAAGAUGACUCAUAAUAAAUGAACUUUGAUAAGUGUAUUUCACAUUUUAUUUUAUCUUUAUAAUAACAUUUAUCAAAUUCAAUUCU